CUUGCAUCUGAUUUUUUCUUCUCUACUCCUUAUGCCUGUGUUUGUGCUCGUCUUGCCCCGUCGCUUUCAUUCAUUGAUUGUGCUGCUCCGCUAUUUUUGACAUUAUGCUUGUGCUGUGAAUUGAGUUUAACAUCUUGCAUGAUUGAAUGAGUGGUAGAAGAAGAAGAAAAGACAAGACAUGGCCUCAGUCGGUUCAGCAUUCCACUCGCUCUCGCACCCGUCACGAAAGACGACCCGUGAAAUGCUAGAGAGGGAGCAGGAUGACGCCAUUAUCCGGACUACAGGCUAUCACCGACGAGACUAUGGCAUGUCUGUUGUCCAUGUCUGGCCCAGCGACCAUUCCAAGGUGCGGUCGUCCAUCUUGACGUCGUCCAUCGUCUCUCGGGCGGGCUUGGGAGACCUUGACCGGCUGCCGGUGGAAUUACUGUUACAGACUCUGCGUCAGAUGGACAUGCAAGCGCUCUUCGACCUUCGUCGGGUCAACCUCCGGGCGCGGCAAGUCGUCGAUUCCCUGAAAGAGUACAAAGCCGCCGUGUCUUACGGCCUGACGGCUUACUGCGCGCUGUUGCGGAUGAGGCUCGCGGCUCACGUCACCCUCCUGGACUUCUACCGAGUGCUGUGUUCUCAGGACUGUACCUUUUGCGGAAAGUUUGGCGGCUUUGUCUUUCUGCCGACGUGGAUCCGCUGCUGCUUCGAGUGUAUCGAGGAGGACCCGGAGACGAGAAUGGUGACCGUUGCCGAAGUACGGAGACUGUUUCGGCUCACCCGCGCGGAAGUCGGCCGGCAACGGUCGUUCCAAGCACUGCCGGGUAUCUACACCACGGGACUGUACUCGAUGGAGAAGUCCUACCAGAGAGGCCGUGUCAAGCUGGUGCCUUAUUUCCCUGCCAUGAAGGAAUUCGGCGAUCGGCUGGACACGAGCGCGGCACGCUCGCAGCAUCAGCCCUUUUGGGACCCAAUCCACAAUUUCAUGGCGUCGUGCGAACUGCCGUACUAUGAUCCGCGGGCCCGGACGGUCGAGUAUGGAAUAUCAUGUGCCGGCUGUGAGAGGAGUAUUGCCGGGCAGGCUCCCGGGCAGGCUCCGUCGAGAGCGACAACCGCUCCGUGGGACAGGGUGUUUUCGCGAGACAACUUCUUGAAGCAUUUCAAGAUUUGUGCACAUGCGCAGAAAUUGUGGGCGUCUAGCCCAGAGGGCGUUCUCGAGGCCAUCAUCAAGCGGUACUAAGUGACGACAGCCGGGAUAAUCACUCGGCUGACCUGAGACUGUUAUACUUGGAACCUCAGGUGGUUAAUCUGAGUCCAGGUUAAGUGACUAUUGGAUGAAGGCCAUGAGCAUGACUCAUGAUCUGUUUAUGACUGGCGUUUGAUUGCAUUGUUCGGAGUCAGGUACGGAUUGCAUAGCACUUGGGUUAUGAUUUAUAGGUAGGCCGUCAUAUUUGAGAUUGGAUCUGUACAUAUGAACUUUACAGGAUGUUGUUGGGAGGUUUAUAUCGUCUAAAAGCACACUCAUACCACACAUUUUACACAUACCAAAAAAAGAGAAAACGAUGUGAUAGUCACCAUUUGUCA
Messenger RNA from Trichoderma harzianum CBS 226.95, 1569 nucleotides. RefSeq lists its product as hypothetical. The coding region runs from base 179 to 1225 and encodes 348 amino acids. NCBI's taxonomy places the organism in Eukaryota, Fungi, Ascomycota, Sordariomycetes, Hypocreales, Hypocreaceae. The transcript has a single exon. Gene Ontology annotation, molecular function: protein binding. The record is from RefSeq and is a predicted model, not a curated record.